Truncatella angustata is the source of this 2192-nucleotide messenger RNA. RefSeq names its product peptide N-acetyl-beta-D-glucosaminyl asparaginase amidase A-domain-containing protein. Bases 278 to 2095 code for a protein of 605 amino acids. NCBI's taxonomy places the organism in Eukaryota, Fungi, Ascomycota, Sordariomycetes, Amphisphaeriales, Sporocadaceae. The record is from RefSeq and is a predicted model, not a curated record. The transcript has a single exon.
AACGGAUGACGAGGACAAUAUCGCGUUGAUUCAAUCUCGUGGAAAGAAUCUAUUUACGAUACAGUAUCAAGAUUCUACACGCCAGCCUCGGUACUUUUGUCGGGACCUUGCGUUGACCCGCAUUUGGCCGGGAACCAGACUCCGAAGUGACGGAGCACAUCCGGGCCACGAUAAGUCCAUAGUGGGGGGUUGCACAUCUCACAUCUCCUUUCAUCCCUUCUGCAUCGAAUCCAUCUAAGACCUGACUGUCAAACGAGCUUGGCUUCUUUUAAUCAAGAUGUGGUCAAUUGCCUUACUGCACUUCUUCAUUGGAGUGCAAGCUGUCGAUCAGGUUCGCAAUGCAAGGAACUUGGCACCCCGGCAAUCGUACGGCUCUUACAACACCACCGACGGCGAGACACUCGAGGUCGUGCAAGCUUAUGUUCCGCCUCGUCAAACCUUAGACAGCCCGAUCUGUCGUCAAACGCUGAUGCAACAUAUUUUCGACAACAGCUAUGGCAUUCCAUACGUCGCUUCCUACAGCCCCCCUGCCAACUGCAACUUCACUACGACCAUCUUAAACCUCUCUGUCUCAUCUCAAGGCCGGCAGUACGAUAGGCUCGCACUCCUCUACUUAGGCGACAAUGAGAUUUGGCGGACAAGCACUGCCAUGCCAAUUCGUUCUGGUAUCCAUUGGUCGUACCAGAAGGACGUAUCAAUAUUUUAUGCACUGUUCAGAGAAGAACAGAAGCUGAUUUUUAGCCUCGACAACAUUCUUCAAGGCGACCUCUACACCGGUCCAUACAAUGUGACACUUGAGGCUCUCUACUUUGACGAUAUCUACGCCGAAGGUUUUAGACCAGCCGAGGAGAUUUACCCCAUCUCGAAGCAAGCGUCGACGGAAAACACGACAUCCGUUUUCUCUCUUCCAGGCGACAGCGGAAGCGUCAAUCUAACACUUCCGCGCAACAUCAAGCAAGCAGUGGUGUCAAUCAUAGCCAGUGGAAACGGCGCCGAGGAGUUCUGGUUCGCAAAUGUACCCAGUGACUACACCAACACAUUUCCAAGCCCUCUUGGCUCCCUUAGUGGCUACGGUCCGUUCCGCGAGGUGCAGCUUCUCAUCGAUGGCCAGCUAGCGGGUGUGGAGUGGCCAUUCCCCAUCUUGUUCAGCGGUGGUGUGGAUCCUGGCGCUUGGCGACCCAUUGUCGGCAUCGACACCUACGAUCUGCCCACUUCCGAGAUCGAUGUCACGCCGUGGCUCUCGGUCUUGUGCGAUGGCGAUGAGCACGAGUUCCAGUUGCUAGUUAUUGGGUUUGAUGACUUUGCGGAAGAUAAGAUUGGCGCCGUUGGCUCUAAUUGGUAUGUUGCUGGCUCUCUCUUUGUCUGGCUCGACGAGACAGUCAACCAGACCAAAGCCGGUGAAAUUAGCAUCUCGGCGCCAACAACUCAUUUCGACUAUGAUGCCGUUCUCGGCACUGCCACGUCUGAUGAUGGCGCGAUCACGAACACUUCGUUUUGGUUCUCGUUGGCGGCCGAGAGAAGAAUUUCCAUCAGUUCGACCAUCGAGACACUGGAGGGGAACAAGACUGUAUCGUGGGAUCAGCACAUCACGUUCACAAGUAUCCAGAAUCUGACGAAUGAGGCCUUGAACCAGUCCACCUCCAUGAGCACCAAGGGAAGUUAUUCGGGCGCCUUUUCCGACAUUGUUUCGACCUACGAGUACCCACUCAACCUCUAUAGCUCGUACGAUGUUUCCGCUGAUGGCCCGGUUACCAACCCGGGGUCCGUGUUCUGUACAGCGGACCGAAGUCUACUGACGGGCGGAGUAAUGCUGCUGCCAUUCAUGACUGGCCUGGUCGUGGGCACAGAAAGCUUUGCAACAAGGCAGAACGUCACAAGCAUGUACUACUGGAACGACACCAUUGUCGAGGGGACAGGCGACAACAACACGUGUGAGGGAUCGGCAUGGUUGUCCUUCUCUGGCACCCCAGGGUCCAAUGCUGGCGUGCGCGAGUUCUCACAGUACUUGCAGGAAUUGAACGAUUCGUGGGUUGAGCGGAAGCAGGGUUGGAGCACAAUCCAGGUUCCUAGUACGGAGCUACUAUUGUAUGUAUAGAAGGAAACAGUCUUUUCGUACAACAAUCUUCGCGCCAAUAUGCACGAUAGUCGUAGUAUUCAUUCAGAUAUCUAGAUAAAAUUCUGCAAGACCUACC